This is a messenger RNA of Amphiprion ocellaris (clown anemonefish), 2056 nucleotides long. RefSeq names its product carboxypeptidase O-like. The transcript is spliced from 9 exons. Gene Ontology annotation, biological process: proteolysis. The record is from RefSeq and is a predicted model, not a curated record. Bases 73 to 1152 code for a protein of 359 amino acids. Gene Ontology annotation, molecular function: metallocarboxypeptidase activity; zinc ion binding. NCBI's taxonomy places the organism in Eukaryota, Metazoa, Chordata, Actinopteri, Pomacentridae.
GAUACAUGUCUUCUAUAAGGCUCUAACUGAAGCUACAGUUGCAAACAAGGAGUUUACCUUCUCAAAGUAACAAUGCUGAACUCUGUGGGACUGAGCUUUAUGCUGCUGCUCUCAGCAGUGGGAGCAGCAAUCGUGGAGAGAGUGGGGUAUGACUACUACAAAUAUCAUCCCAUGCCGGAGAUCACUAAUUGGAUGACUCAGAUGGAGAAGGAUUACCCUGGUGUUGUAAGCAUAGUAAACUACGGAAAGAGCUAUGAAGGCAGAACUAUUAGCUUACUCAAGAUUGGUCUGAAUACUGGAGAAAAAAAGAAAGCUAUCUGGAUGGACUGUGGUAUCCAUGCCAGGGAAUGGAUUGCCCCAGCAUUCUGUCAGUACUUUGUCUCACAGAUUCUGCAAACAUACAAAACAGACCCAAAAAUGGAACAGAUGAUGAAGGACAUGGACUUCUACGUCACACCAGUCCUCAACGUUGAUGGCUACAUCUACUCCUGGAAGGACAACACAACUCGACUGUGGAGGAAGAACAGGUCACCGGGACCUGCAGGCUGUGAUUGUUAUGGCACCGAUCUCAACCGCAACUUUGAGGCCAACUGGGGCACAAUCGGGGUAUCAUUUGACUGCUGCAGCCAAACCUACUGUGGGACCAAACCCGUGUCUGAGCCUGAGACCCAGUCUGUAAUGAAUUUCCUAGCAAGCCGAAAGGAUGACUUCCUGUGUUUCCUCACCAUUCACUCCUACAGUCAGCUGCUCCUGAUUCCCUUUGGACACCCUGACUUCACCGCCAACAACUAUGAUGAGCUGAUGGAGGUGGGUUUGGGAGCAGCAGAGGCCAUUCGGAAGAUCCAUGGGAUGGAGUACAUUGUAGGAACGUCUCCGGCUGUAUUAUACGCCAACUCUGGUUCUUCCAGAGACUGGGCUCGGAUGCAGGGGAUCCCGUUAUCGUACACCUUCGAGCUGAGAGAUAACGGUACAUUCGGCUUCGAGCUCCCUGAAGAUCAGAUCAAGCCGACCUGUGAGGAGGCCUACAGCGGGGCCCUGCACAUCAUCACCUACACCCACGAUAAGACCUUCAACGGAGCUGUGGUCACCGCUGCUGCCACCCUUUGGACCGUGCUGUUAGCAGUGGGUGUCACCGGAGCCAACCUGAUUUGAGGUGGACCUGCUCUUCUCUCAGGCAUCCUGCUAUAAAUGACAAUUCUGUUUAGUUCUUUAACUUAACCCUCCUGUUGUCCUCAUUUACAGGCACCAAAAAAAUACUGUUUCCUUGUCUGAAAAAAAAUUCAGCAAAAAAAUUCCCCAAAUCUCUGAAAAUCUGCAAAACCUUCAGGAAGAAAAUUCCAAAAAUUCCUUCAAAGUUUCCCUUGAAAGUUUUAUUUUAAAAAAUCCCCCAAAUUUGGCAAGAAAAUUCUUGUAUUUUCAAAAAAGAGUAAAAAUCUUCCAAAAUUAAUCCUAAAAAUAUCUAAAGUACAUAUAUAUCAGUAAAACUUGUAAUAUUUUCUUUAAGAAUAUUCACAAAAAAAUCUAACCAAAAUCCAGUGAAAUUUGCUGGAUUUUGGUUGAUUUUUUUGUGAAUAUUCUUAAACUUUUUUUUUUAACAUUUUUUUUUCCCCACCAAAAAAUGUUCAAAAACUUCCCUAAAAUGUAGAAAAUGUGGACGUCAAAAGUUUCACUGUGAGAAUGUAUUUUUUUCCACAUCUUCAAACUUUAAAACGGGUCAAUCUGACCUGCAGGACUACACGAGGGUUAAAGAUAAUAUGGAAAUGUAUCUGUUGAACAAAUAAUAACUCAUCCGACAAACUAUUUUAGGUGAAACGUGUAUUUAAAUGUACUGAAAUGUUUAUUUCUGUAAAGAAAGCUCCAUAAAUGUAAUAUUAUAACCAGUAAUUUAUCUUUGAAUAUCAUGCUAUAUGCAUUAUAUUUUUAUUGUGUCUUUUAAACAUAACUGAAGUCAGUACAUUUAUCAAAUCUGCAUUUAUUUGUUGAUUUUCAAGUCUGGAAAAAAAAUCCCAGCUGACAAUCUUCAAUUCCCAAAAUAAAAAAAAGAAUGCAUUAUGUA